Molecule: messenger RNA, 2081 nt
Organism: Betta splendens (Siamese fighting fish)
Lineage: Eukaryota; Metazoa; Chordata; Actinopteri; Anabantiformes; Osphronemidae
Product: cytochrome c oxidase assembly protein COX18, mitochondrial
Exons: 6
Coding region: 937-1941 (334 amino acids)
Biological process (GO): mitochondrial respiratory chain complex IV assembly; protein insertion into mitochondrial inner membrane from matrix
Cellular component (GO): mitochondrial inner membrane
Molecular function (GO): membrane insertase activity
Source: RefSeq, a predicted model, not a curated record
UUAUUUUCAUUAUCAAUUGGAAAGCUUCAUCUCGGUUUAACGUGAUAGAGUUUCUCUUUAGAUUCAGAAUCAGGUUUAAUUUUGAUUAUCGUCUUUCCGGUUUUUGUACACCCAUUCGGCAAAACAAUUUGUUUGUGUACAUAAAACGUUGUCAGCCAGCCGCUAUGUUGACAGGUCUUGUGUCAAAAAGUGAUUGUCUGCCAGAAAUCGAUUGCCACACGCGGGAGCGCGCACCGUUGCCUUCAGGCGUUUAGUUCGGUUAGUAGGACUACAGCUGCAAUAUCGGUCUCAAACGGCCAUAACUUGUAAAUAGCAUCCGCUACACGUUUUCCAGUGGUCGUAGUGAUGCCACGUCUUUUAAAUUUUGUGUAAAGCAUCGUGAUCAAAAGAUAUUGGCUGUAAUCACCUUUUGGCAACGUGAACACAGCUUCAUACUGGUUGUACUAGUCUCAGACAGGUACAGACAGUGGUCCCUAUUAUCUGUUAAUAUAACCCAGCAGAGUUUCGUGAACUUAAAAUAAAGGAGAAAGAAGCUUUCAGUAAACAGAUUUUGGCUUUAAUCACUUACAUAAACAUAAAACCAGCGUCCUCUUGGUUCUACUGGUCUUAGGCAGGAACAGACAAUGAUCAGAUGGAAUGGGUAUUUAUUACAUUUGUUAAAAUAACAAAUAUAUAUAAUAUAUUAUAAUAUAUUAAAAAUGCUUUUUGCUAUUUUUUGCAAUUUGCAUUAUCAUGAACUGCAUAGUUCUGCCUCAAGACGAAUGAGACGUUCCUGCUGUAUGAGAGCACUAAACAAUUAUAAAUCAGAGUUGAUUCCAGAAACACAACACCUGGUUAUUCUUCAAAUGACAGGGUUACAGGGUUAAAAUGAGUUAGGGAGUUUAUUUCUAACUCUGAGUUUUUAUGUUUUAGAACUCUUAGGAAGAGACGGCCAUCAUGCAGUGUGUGGGGGUGUUGGUGAGGUCUAGACUUCUGCAGCUUCCUUUACGAGGGCUCAGUGCAGCUUUAAUCUAUAAAUCACCUUCCCCUGGUCUCACCAGGUCUGCACUUGAGUCUCCUGCUUUUCUUCUUGCCCAGUCACCUGUACGGACCUUGUCAGGUGGUCUUGGCCCAGAUCAAUCAGGAUGGUACAGUAGUCUGGCAGACUCAGCCCCUGUGCACCUGUGUGAGCACUUCCUGGUGAGUGUGCACCAGAUGACCGGGUGGCCAUGGUGGCUUAAUAUUGUUAUAGCAACCCUGACAGUCAGAACACUCAUCACUCUACCUCUUGCCGCGUAUCAACUGGUCAUCAUCUCCAAGGUGGAGUCGCUGCAGGUGGAGAUUUCUGAACUGGCAAAGAGACUUCGAUAUGAAGUUUCAGUUAAAGCCAGAGACAGAGGCUGGACAGAGAGGAAAGGACGGUUCAUAUUCCAGAAGAACCUGCGCCGUCUCAUGUCUCAGCUCUACAUAAGAGACAACUGCCACCCCUUCAAAGCCAGUGUCCUGAUUUGGGUCCAGCUUCCAAUCUGGAUCAGCCUCUCAAUGGCUCUCCGAAACCUUAGUAUGGACCACUCUGCACUGCAUGGGGACCUGGCUGGAGGAGGUGUUCUAUGGUUCCAUGACCUCACAUUGCCUGACUCGACUUGGAUUCUGCCAAUCUGCGUCGGACUCACCAACCUGUUCAUUGUGGAGGUGUUUUCUCUCCAGAGACUCAAUCCAACUUAUUUCCAGAAACUUGUUUUAAACAUGAUCCGAGGUUUCUCCAUCCUUAUGGUUCCCAUUGCUGCUACAGUCCCUUCUUCCAUGGUUCUGUACUGGUUCACUUCGAGUGUGGUUGGACUCAGUCACAACCUGCUUCUACGUUCUGCAAGAGUCCACAAGGUACUACAGCUGAGAAGUCAAAAAUCUGAAACACCAUACAGAGACCUGCUGUCAGCCUUUCUCAACAAAUACUGCAAAUAAUUGCAGUAUUCAUUGGGAAGUCCCGCAUAACAGUGGUUUCAGAUUCUUUGUAUUUAUUUAGAAACUAAUUCACACAUUUCACAUUUUUCCUGUCAUUAACUACGCAAAUUAUUUAGUAAUAAACUGGUGAUGAAAUCAGA